Molecule: messenger RNA, 1481 nt
Organism: Nylanderia fulva
Lineage: Eukaryota; Metazoa; Arthropoda; Insecta; Hymenoptera; Formicidae
Source: RefSeq, a predicted model, not a curated record
GAGCCGCCCGUUCGAGCUCACCGUCGCCGGCAGUCGGCACCGAGUAUUCAAGUCGAGCGCGUCGAGGCGAUUCGAAGUCGCGGUGAGAGAGAAUUAUACACACGUAUUAUACCUAUAUACGAGACACAUAUAUACGUACGGGGGAAACAGCACGCAAUCUCGCGAACGUCGCUCGUUAACACGGUGUAUCGCGGGCACGAUGGCCGCCCGGCGCGUGUACCGUUCGCAACAAAAACAACAACAACAGUGCCGUACAUCCUGUCAUCGUCGCCGUAAUCAUUGUCGUCGUAGCGUUGCGCUCGCGGAGUCGCAGCCUCGCGCGCUCGCAGAAACGUCGCGGCCGCCGUAUCUGGCGUGCGGAUACGCUGGAACGCGCGGAUCUUCGUCGCGGUGCGCGUCGCAUUGAAGUUGCAGAGAGUCUCCCCGUACGUUUUCCGCGGCUAACGUCACCGCGGAGAGAGAGCAAUCCGAAAGCGAGGAGCGAAAAGGACAGUGCGCGCCUCGCUCCGCUGUAAACUCGGCAUAAAUACGGUCUGCCUUUUAUAUAUAUAUAUAUAUAUAUAUAUAUAUAUAUAUAUAUACUAUCUACCUCUGUGUGUGCGCCUCUUUUUCUUACACAUAUACACGGGAUCUCCAUCUUUCUCUUUUCUCGUCCUACGCUCCUUCUCGCGCGAGGAACUACAUUGCGGCAAUCUUCCCACGCACAUCUCCGUCUCUAUUUAUCUCUCUCUCUCUUUCUCUCUCUUUCUCCGGCUACGACGACCGGAAAUUAAACUCGCGCGAAAAGCGCGAACCGCGCGCGUCUUCCGUCGCUCGAGUCAUCGCGCGGAGUGCGUUUAUUUUUCUCUCCUGCGUAGAAAAGUGCUGCGGCCUAACCUCGUCGACAGUGAACGGAAUUUUCUGUGCACGCGGUGUGAAGUUGGCUCGGGUCGCGCGCAGCGAGACACGAAUCGAAUCGAAUCGAACACGGUAAUAAAGUAGUGAACACGGAGUGUUGAAGUACAGUGCGAGAAUCAGUUGUGCGCGUUUUCGCAAAGUUCCGAACGAAAGAGAAGACAGGGUGCAACGAGAGAGAUCGGGUAUCUUUCUUCGUUGGAACGCCGCCGAAAAUCGGAAACGUGAGACACCACGCCUCUCUCUCUCUCCUCUUUUCUCGCCGCCGCCGACCGAAGUCGAUAAGGAGCUACUACGAGUGAACAAGAAAGACGGUGGCCGUUGCUCGCGUGCCCACAAUAAUGCCGCACGUGAGCAGCAGCGGCGACGGCGGCGACGAGCUCGCCACCGAGGACGAGAUCAAGCUCUACAAGCAUGAGGGCGAGGAGGACAAGACGUCCUCGGAGAAUCUCACCGAGGACAAGAGCGACCUCAUCGACCUCACCGAAUCCGAGGAAAAAGUUGCGCUCGCCGGUGGAAGCUACGCGACGACGGGAAAAGCGUCGACGAGAUCCGACCUCAGCCCCGUCUUUGGUGAGUCCACUUGA